Molecule: messenger RNA, 3124 nt
Organism: Oryzias latipes (Japanese medaka)
Lineage: Eukaryota; Metazoa; Chordata; Actinopteri; Beloniformes; Adrianichthyidae
Source: RefSeq, a predicted model, not a curated record
UGUUUAGGGGCGGGGCUUUGUCAUGUGACAAGUAGUUCCACUUCCCAAACGCCUCAGCCUUCAUUUUGAAAUGGACUCAGAACCUCUCAGAACUAAGGUUCUGACUGUGGUUCUGCUGGUUCUGGUUGGGUUCGGUGUGGGUGUGUUGUUCUUCUUUACCAGGUGUGGUUUAUUUUUGCUGCAAUGACAGCUUUCAGACACAAGGUGGAGCCACUGAGUCGCAACCAUCAUCUGACUGAAGAUGAAGAGCAGGAGGAAGAGUGGGCUCUUCCUCACCUUCACACAUGUGCCCAGGUCUUCAUCACAGCUGCUCUGCCUCUUCCUCACAGGAUGAGAAUCAGCUGAAGUCAGAAAAUCGUCUCCAAGCUGAAAGUUUCGUUUCCUUCCUCUGUUGGUCUGUGGUUUGACAGCAACUGAACAGUCAUCAGUCAGAGGAACAGGAAGACGAGCUUCAUCUGACGCUGACAGCGGAGAUAACCGGAUAAUGGAGCUGAGGAUGAUGAUGGUGGUGAUGAUGAUGAUGGUCAGAGCUGAAGGAAUGAAUGUGACGAAGGUCAGAGCAGAGUUGGGUACAGACGUCUCCUUAAACUGCUCCAUCAGGAACAGAGACAUCUACUGGUUUGUAGAGAUCUACGGUCAGAUCAGAGCAGGAAUAGGACGACUUUAUCAUCCUAAAACACCUGAAUACUACUCUCUGGACUUUAAAUCCAAAUAUUUCAUGGUGGAAACCCGUCUGGAGAUCAAGAACGUCAAUGUAGACGACUGCAGGUCUUACUUCUGUGCAGAGAAGAACAAUGGGAACCUCGUCUUUGUGGACUCUUUCCUACUAGAAUCAGAUGUUCCUGACAGUCAGACGCCGUCCACAGACUCAACCAGCUCCAACCAGAACAGAACCGGUGAGAACCGUGGACCCGAGCUGCUGCAGAGGAAGGAGGUGGUGAUCUCCUCUCUGGGUCUGAAUGGACUCCUGCUUCUCAUCCUCAUUGGUCUGAUGUUUCUUCAUCUGAGGAAGAGGAGGAGCAGCAGCAGGACUGACGUUCCAGAACAUCACCAAACCCAGGAGACUUAUGUAAGAACCUGACUCUGAUCCUCUGACCCAAAAGUCCUCAGACAGAACCUCAUCUCCAUCCUUCAUGGAGCAGCAAUGUUCCACUGAGGAGAGAACGUCUGGUUCUAGAGCAAACAAAGCUCUCCGAUGUUCCUCCUUCUGAAGAACAGCAGCUCCAUGAAGGUCCAGAUCUCUCAUGGUCCAGUCAGAGUUGGUCUCUCCAACAGGGUUCUCCAGGUCCACCAUUAGAAGGUUGCAGGUUCUGUUCCUGUCCUUGUGUUGAAGUGUCUUUGGGCGGGAGACCGCCCCCACAUGGGUUGGCGUGUUCUGUUGCAUAGAUCCGGUUCUGGAGUUCUGCAGAGACUCUGGAGAACCAGCAGUGUGGUAGAUCAGGGAGGUUCUGAAGGUUCUGUUUCUGUGAGGUUCUCUGCUGUUUUGCAGUAUGAAGAGGUCAACCUGCCGCCGCCUGCAGACCUGGCUAUCUACCACAAAGUCCAGCAUCCUUUGUGACUCUCUGCUGCCUCACCUGGACACACCUGGCUCACCUGGACACACCUGCCACACAUGGACACACCUGGACUCACCUGUCUCACCUGGACACACCUGCCACACCUGGCCGCACCUGGACUCACCUGUCUCACCUGGACACACCUGCCUCACCUGGACACACCUGUCUCACCUGGACACACCUGUCUCACCUGGACACACCUGCCUCAUCUGGACACACCUGCCUCAUUUAGACACACCUGCCUCAUCUGGACACACCUGCCUCAUCUGGACACACCUGCCUCACCUGGACACACCUGUCUCACCUGGACACACCUGGACACACCUGUCUCACCUGGACACACCUGCCUCAUCUCGACACACCUGCCUCAUUUGGACACACCUGUCUCACCUGGACACACCUGCCUCACCUGGACACGCCUGCCUCAUCUGGAAACACCUGGGCACACCUGUCUCACCUGGACACACCUGUCUCACCUGGACAUACCUGUCUCACCUGGACACACCUGCCUCAUCUGGACACACCUGGAUACAACUGUCUCACCUGGACACACCUGCCUCAUCUGGACACACCUGCCUCAUUUGGACACACCUGUCUCAUCUGGACACACCUGCCUCAUCUGGACACACCUGCCUCAUCUGGACAUACCUGGACACACCUGUCUCACCUGGACACACCUGUCUCAACUGGACAGGUAACGGACCUGGAGGUCUGAUUCAGGACAGACGGUUGGUGAUCAGAGGAGGACCGGACCGUUGGAAGAAAACCGAGGAGGAGGAGCCUGCAGCUUAUGACAACGUUUUUGUUGUCCUUGUUUGUUGUUUUUGCAUCAAAUGUUUGUUUUCUUUCAUCUUUGGAUCUAAAUAAAUGUAAAUAAAGUCAGAGAGCUUCUCCUCCAUCUUUGUAGUUUUUAUCUAAAGUUCUGGUUUGCUAAGAAUUUUCUCCAUCACCUCCAACAACAGAACUGUGGGGGCGGAGUCACAGCAGUCCCGCAAUCUCCAUUUUGGAGCCUAUCGUCAUGGAAACAACACAAGUGAAUCUUCUGACGACCCCUGCACCUUGGCUAAGGACACCUCCCAUGACCAGACGGCUGCUGUAGGGGGGUGUUGGUGGGGUGGGGGGGUUAUCUUGAUGUUCCGGUAAACAACAUUCUGGUUUGAAUUGUCCAACCUCCUGAUCUCUAUGAGGAGACAGAUGCUCCCCCACCUGCAGCAUGAAUGACUGCAUGUCUGUGCGCCGAGAGAAAGGAGGGGGGCUAUGAAGGCAACAUUCUGAUUUACAGACAGGACAGUGAAGGCAGCAUGAACCAAAGCAGAUGAGUGUUUGAAUCUCAGAUGCUCUGAAACCAACUUCCUGUUGUUUGGGGGAAAAGUGACAAAGGUGUCUGAAACUACCCCCCUCCCCCCCUGAGAUGUUUCACAGAAUCUCCCCCACAAUUCUGAGUCUGCGGUCUCAGAAGUGGGUCACAUGAUCACACCUGAGAAAGGUUUGACCACACAGACGCCGUGGAGGCAGAGCAGAGUUUGCAGAGGAACAGAUGAAGAUGAUAAAUGCCUCUCUGGAAACGG